Messenger RNA from Monascus purpureus, 1304 nucleotides. The record is from the annotation of a GenBank genome assembly. NCBI's taxonomy places the organism in Eukaryota, Fungi, Ascomycota, Eurotiomycetes, Eurotiales, Aspergillaceae.
AAACUCGCAUUUCUUUCUGCCCCUCCCCCAUCCUCCUCAGUUCUCUUGAACACCCCCAUAUUUGGUCAUUCACUCAUCAUCAGUGUACCAGGAGACCCAUAUUAGCGUCAGAUCUCUUGUGAAUUAAUUUUUUUUCUAAGCAUUUUUGUCGGAAACACCACGAAAACAUAAUGGCUGCUCAGGCUCCCCCAACAUUCAAGCUCGUCCUUGUCGGUGAUGGUGGUACUGGAAAGACCACCUUCGUUAAGCGCCACCUCACUGGCGAGUUUGAGAAGAAGUACAUCGCAACUCUCGGUGUCGAGGUGCACCCUCUGACUUUCACGACCAACCUGGGUACUAUUCAGUUCGAUGUGUGGGAUACCGCUGGUCAGGAGAAGUUCGGAGGUCUCCGAGAUGGAUACUACAUCAACGGCCAGUGCGGUAUCAUCAUGUUCGAUGUUACCUCCCGUAUCACCUACAAGAACGUCCCCAACUGGCACCGUGACCUGGUCCGUGUCUGCGAGAGCAUCCCUAUCGUCCUUUGCGGUAACAAGGUCGACGUCAAGGAGCGCAAGGUGAAGGCCAAGGCUAUCACCUUCCACCGCAAGAAGAACCUCCAGUACUACGAUAUCUCCGCCAAGUCCAACUACAACUUUGAGAAGCCCUUCCUGUGGCUCGCCCGCAAGCUUGUUGGCAACCCUCAACUUGAGUUUGUUGCUGAUCUCGCCCUUGCUCCUCCCGAGGUUGAGGUCAACCCCGAGCUUAUGAAGCAGUACCAGGAGGAGAUGCGCGAGGCAGCCAACGAGCCUCUUCCCGACGAGGAUGAUGCAGAUCUGUAGGCGAUUGGUUAAGGAAAGAAGUUCGGGCACGGUUUUGGCAACCAUGGCAGCGGUGGUACAAAAUUUUAGUGGCUUUGUCAUGAACAAGCCUUGAUCUCAUGAUACAAUGGUAGUCUGGAUGGUCGGCAUGAUUACGGAUUUCAUUAUCUCAUUUUCCCUUUUUUCAAACAACCAGUAGUUAGACUCUUUGACCUAAAUUCUUCUUUUUAUAUCUCCAAAAGGAUGACACCAUUACGACAACAAGCAUACCAACUUCAUCUUUGAAACAGUCCUAUUCUUUUGUCCCUUAAGACGAACGCAGUAAUUAAUAGUCACCACACCACGCAAGAUGCAGGUGCCGCAGGCAGUUGACUUCGCAGGAUAUUUUUUUGAAUACCACCGUCCAAAGCUUCCGCAUUCACAAGGACUCGCCCACACGACUUCGUCCAUUAGAGUAUUAUAUUAAUCUUAAUCUUGAACCGAAAUAAAAAUAAAAAUAAAGAAAGA